AUGGAGAAUGCGGCAGAGACUCAAGGAUUGAUGUCGUCGGCGGAAGGAUUCGAAGAUCUGUUGAUUCACCGCACGACGACAACUUCAACAACGACUUUGACUACAACAACGACUCCUUUACCAAUUACAAACACAACUCCUAAUCCAACCGUUCCGGUCACAACAACAAAGAAGCCCAAACCAACUCACACAACCCACGAACACACAACAAAAACAAAUCGUCCAUCAACAACACCAGGUCAGCAGCCCCCACAGUGGACUGCAGAAACCGUAGCUGAUCUUGAAGAUGGAAUUCAAGAAAAGUAUUCAGCCACAAUUACCGUUGAGUACAAAAUUCACGAAGGCAGCAAUCUUCCUGCAAGUCAUUUGCCUGUUUAUCAACCAGCUCCUCAAUUACGCUGGGAAAUGAUGCUAGAGCAGUGGGAAUCUGCCAUGUCAAGAAUUCUAGAAAUUUCAGCCGACAAACUUCCCGAAGCAACUUCGACUCAACAAACUAAACCAACCGAAUCAACAACGGCUACACCAGCAACUACGAAACCCCCACCAUAUGACACGCCUUAUUGCAAUUUGCAAAUGGAGCUUGACCGCUACUGCUCAAGAAUGAGCAGAUUCGGCGAUGGCGAGUUCAAUUGCCCAAGAGCAGAAGGAUUUGAGGGACAAAUGGUCGCCAGAUUCGGACUCAACAAAAGUGGAAAACAAAGCUAUGAAAAUGAAUAUUAUCCUUUGAAAGACAAUUUCUGCCAAUCCCUUACUGCAGAUUCUUGUCAAAACGUCGCGGGCUACGAGGGCAAAAUGCUUGCUCGUUUUGGACCAGGUCCUCCAGGAACCAAAAACAACUGGCGCUGCUAUGGCGAGUUCAAAGAAACAAACGAGCAAAAAGCAUGUCUUGAUGAAAACGGAGAAAAAUCCGUCGAAAAUUGCUCCGACCCAGACCCUGUUCCUGGGACGUUUUGCUACAAUGGACGGCUUCAGGAGAUAAUCAAGGAGAUUCGGGAUGGCGCCUGUCCGGAGGUUCUAGAAAAGGCGGCAGUGCAAGAAGUAUCGACAACGACCGCAUUUACGACUGAAACAGAAGAGAUAAUUGAGACUGAUUUUGGGAUCUUGAUUCGAAAGUAA
Oikopleura dioica is the source of this 1116-nucleotide messenger RNA. Lineage: Eukaryota; Metazoa; Chordata; Appendicularia; Copelata; Oikopleuridae. The record is from the annotation of a GenBank genome assembly.